This is a messenger RNA of Paramecium sonneborni, 1534 nucleotides long. Lineage: Eukaryota; Ciliophora; Oligohymenophorea; Peniculida; Parameciidae. The record is from the annotation of a GenBank genome assembly.
AUGAUCAUAUUGAUUUUGUUUUACACUUGUUAUGCUUACCAUCAUUAUGGAACACUUCAAAUUAAUCAGACAUUAAAUUUAAAUACUAAUUUUACUCAAUAAGCUCCUAGCAUAAUCAUCAAAUUUUAAUUACCUUAGAAUAGAAACAAAGAUUCUAAAGUGGCAUGUUUUGUGUCAAACUUAAAUUUAGAAUCAAAAUCAUUCGACAUAGAUAAUUUAAAUAUUUAAUAGGAAAAUAAAAUUGUUUAUGAUUUACAUAGUAUACAAUCAAAUAGUGAUUCUUAACUCAUAGAGUACUAUUAUUUCAAUACAAUCUACUUGAUUUGUUAAUCAUAAUCAACUAAUCUAAUUGAAUAUUAAUUAACUUAUAAAGAAGAAUAAUAUAAUAAGGGCUGCAUUAAUGAUUGUUAGGGCUAUAAUGAUACUAAAUCCAUUAGUUAAUCUUAUUGUCAAAAUAAUUUUUGUGAAUGCCAAAUUAAUUAAAUUGGUUUCUUUUGUUAACUAUAAUCAAGCUUUAUUUUGAGUAGCAAUGAAUAAGAUAUUACUUUAAAUGCAUACUCGUGGAUCUUUUUUUAUUAUUAAUAUAAAAGCCUAGAUUUAUAAUUAUUAUCUGAUAUUCCUAAUGAUGAUAAAACUGUAUGUAAAUUUGUAUUAAUCUAUAUUUAGUAUAUAGUUUGACCUAAAGAUAAAUUCCUUAAUUACAAAUUCCCAAUUUGUCUCAUAGCAAAGUCUUAAGCAAUAGCACUUCUUUAUAGGAGGAACUCUCUUAAUUAAAUGACAGUUAGUUCGAUAGCAAUAUUCUUUAUAUAGGAUUAUUUAAUAAUAAGUCUUAAUAAGCCAAAUUUUAAAUUACAAUUAUAUCUAAUGAAUCUACAGAUUAUGGAUAACUUGAAAGGAAUAAAAUAAUAAUAAUAGCAGUUGGAUCAGUUGUGGGAGUUUUAUUGUUAAUAACUUGUGUUUUAAGUUUUUUGAAAACUAAGAAAUUAUAAGCAUAAUAAUAAGCUCUUCGCAUGAGGUAAGAAAGGAUUCAUUAAAUCAAUCUAGAAAUAAUACCUAGAUAAAAAUAAGAUUCUGGUAAUAUUAUAUAUUAUUUUGAGGGUUUACUUAAAAAUUUAUUAAAGAUUAUUUUGGAGUCAUUUCUUAUAAAAAACUUGUACAAUUAUAUCCUGGCUUAAAAUAAUUUGAAGAAUGUGUUAUUUGUUUAGAAUCAAUAAAAAAUGGAUAAAAAAAAUAAUAAAGAAGUUGUUCUGUAACACCUUGUUUUCAUAUCUUUCAUUAAAAAUGUUUAAGUUCUUGGUUAGAAAAAUAAAAAAAUUGUCCAUUUUGUAGAGCUGAAUUUUCUACUGCAAUUAUUCAAAAAAAAUAUCCAUGGCUUGAACUUAAAUAAUAAAGAGUUAAUAAUAUUUCCCAAAGUGAUUCAAAAUAUAUUAAAAAUAUAAAACAAAAUUCUAAUACAGAUCAAUCUUAAGAUAAUUAAUUAAAUGAAAGUUAAUAAGAAUUAGUAGGAAAAGAUAAAAUAAUUGUAGAUUUAUGA